AUGUCUUCGUCAGAUGCUCUCGCAAAGUCUUUCUCUGUUUCUCACUCUGGAUUAUUUGGAGUUGACGAGAAAUCAAUACUGGAGAUCUUAGUAAAAUGGCAACCAGAACACUUGUCAACUUUUAGGAAUGAAACUUCUAGCAUCUUUUUGAAGGAUGAACGCUUCUCAUUUGAGAAAUGUGAAGAAAUUCUUCUUAAAUUUCUAAAAAGGGAAUUUAAGCGUUUUAAGGAUGUUGUGGUGCAAUGGACCAUGCAUCCUUGGGAAAGAGAUGCUCUCAAGGCAAGAAAGGCUUUGAAAAGAGGCAAUCAAGCAUAUGGCCUACUCAUUGAACUUGCAUGUACUAGAUCAUCAGACGAGCUCUUGGGAGCUAGGAGAGCAUACCAGUCCCUCUACAGUGAAUCCAUCGAGGAAGACGUUGCUUGCCGAGUUGAAGGCAUCCAACGCCAGUUUUUGGUAGCACUUGUAAGUUCGUACAGAUAUGAAGGAUCACGAAUGAAUGAUGUGGCAAUUGAAUCAGAUGCUCAGAAACUUAAUAAAGCCAUUAGAAAUGGUGAUAAGACGAUGUUAAUCAAAGAUGAAGAGAUUGUAAGGAUUCUAACAACAAGAAGCAAGCCUCAUCUCGAGGCGGUCUUCAAAUGUUACUAUGAUGAUUUCGGCAAGGACAUUGCAGAGGAUCUCGGUGAGGAAUCAGGUUUGAAGGACACAAUUUAUUGCUUGUGUGCUCCUCCAACGUAUUUCAGUAAGGACAUUGCUGAGGAAUAUAAUAAGCAAUAUGGAACUCCUCUAGCCAAGAAGAUUGAAGAUGUAGCUCUUGGAAAUUAUAAAGAUUUCUUAGUCACGUUGGUCCAAAGAGCUCUAGCUAAAGGAAGUGAAUAA
Molecule: messenger RNA, 876 nt
Organism: Vitis vinifera (wine grape)
Lineage: Eukaryota; Viridiplantae; Streptophyta; Magnoliopsida; Vitales; Vitaceae
Product: annexin D4-like
Exons: 6
Coding region: 1-876 (291 amino acids)
Cellular component (GO): cytoplasm
Molecular function (GO): calcium-dependent phospholipid binding; calcium ion binding
Source: RefSeq, a predicted model, not a curated record